This is a messenger RNA of Colletotrichum spaethianum, 516 nucleotides long. RefSeq lists its product as uncharacterized. The record is from RefSeq and is a predicted model, not a curated record. Bases 1 to 516 code for a protein of 171 amino acids. The transcript is spliced from 2 exons. Lineage: Eukaryota; Fungi; Ascomycota; Sordariomycetes; Glomerellales; Glomerellaceae.
AUGACGGGCAUCUUUUCCCUCCUUGUCCGCGGGUUAAGCGGUCAUGAUAUCGAGAGGCAAGCAAAUGACCAAGAGGAGGAGUAUGCCGAACCAGAAAUCAACCUCCAGAUCCCCGAGCGCGCCAGACUGGCCCACAUCCUGGGCAACCAACCAGCUGACUGCUCUCACGACAAACUAAUGGAGCUUUGGAUUGAGGCUAUCGAUCUGAUGGUCGCACUUUGUGAGAAGAGAGAGACGGUCAGGCGCAACCGCAUCCGCACCCGUCCUCAACCCAAGCCUUUCCCACUACUCCUCGAUCCGAAUCAGUGUCCUAAUUGCGUCGGCGACGAGAGGCUCCCUCUAGAAGAACGAACGUUCAAGUACUGUCGGCCGACAGUCAGAAACGAUCACUUUGACAACCAGCAUCUAGUACGACGGGAUGCACUAUAUCACCAACAAGACCAACAAGAGAUGGAAAAGGGCACUGUGGUAUCGUCGAAGGACGUAGUUCUGAUAACCAACAGCUUCAAGCACUAA